Molecule: messenger RNA, 2747 nt
Organism: Eriocheir sinensis (Chinese mitten crab)
Lineage: Eukaryota; Metazoa; Arthropoda; Malacostraca; Decapoda; Varunidae
Product: piggyBac transposable element-derived protein 4-like
Exons: 3
Coding region: 983-2326 (447 amino acids)
Source: RefSeq, a predicted model, not a curated record
UUUUUUUUUUUAAGAUUUUUUUUUCUAAGACAUGCUUUUUGCUUUGUUUUACAGAAAUCAUGUCGAAGCCAAGUUUGACCGACGAGGAGAUAAAUGAGUUGUUGGAGUGGGAUGACUCGGACGGAAGUGAGUACGGGGAGGAUGGGACCGACAACUGGGAGGUUGACGAGGGGGUGGAUGAGGUUUACGUGGAUGUGGAGGGAGAUGAAGAUGACCCUACCCCAAGGCCCUCUGAAAAGGGGACCUCGAGGAGUACCUCCCCUCCCCCACCUCCAUCAAGCCCUGCAGCCACCCCAGAGGCUUCCCCUUCAUCUACAGACAUGGUAACACUUUGCACCACACAAGAGGAGGCAGCAGAGGCAGAAAUACACGACCUGGCAACUCCACUCUCCACUCUGACCCAGCCAGCCACCUUAUCUCGCUCGCCUGACCUCUUAUCUUGUGUAAACACAGCAGCCUACCCCACCACUACAGUUUCCACCACAACAACACCUCUCUUGCCUCCUGCCAUCAUCACAACUCGUAGCAGGACACUGUUCCAGCCCUCUACACCUCUGCCUUCCACCUCUACACCUGCUGAUGAUCAGCCCACCCCUGCCACCCCUGCCACCCCUGCCACCCCUCACCGACCCAAGCGUGGCCGUGUGUUCUCUCCUCUUCCAUCUACGUCUCGUGGGUUGCUGGAUGAUGAUGAUGAAGACGUGGAUGACCCACAACCACUGCCUUCUGCUGAACUCCUCCCUCAGCAGUGAGAUCAUCCAAACGGAGGAGGGGGCCCCAGAAUCCAGUUGUAGGGCAACCGCUGAGGAGUGUGGGCUCAACACUACGUGGAAGGGACAAGAGGAAAACUGUGUGGAGGCCUGAUUCGAAAAGUAACCUUUCCAGGUUGCAGGUGACAUACGACACUCCAGGAAAAACCUCCGAUGUGUUUGAUGGGUUGGAAAACAUUGAUGAAUACUUCCACCAGUUCAUCGAUGACUACAUGCUGGCUAUGGUUACAUUGCACACUAAUGACAGGGUCGCCAAUGUUAUGAGGGGGAAGUAUAAGAAUCCUGAUUACACCCUGCAGGAUCUUGACCUCAUGGAGAUGAAGGCCUUCUUGGGUAUCCUACUCAUGACAGGAGCCAGGAAAGAUAACAGGACCUCCUCCAAUAUAUUAUGGUGCAACGUAGAAGGCAUUCCUCUCUACCGGGCCAGCAUGUCAGAGAGGAGAUUCAGGAUCAUCUUGUCGGCACUCCGCUUUGAUGACGCAACCACCAGGGCACAGAGAGUGAGGACAGACAAGUUGGCACCCAUCCGAGAGUUGUGGGAAAAGUUGGUGCAGCACUGCCAAGCCCUCUACACACCUGGGCCCCACAUCACCGUGGAUGAACAGCUGUUGUCGUUCCGUGGGCGUUGUGGGUUUCGGAUGUACAUCAAGAAUAAACCUGCCAAGUACGGUCUGAAGAUUGUGAUGGCGUGUGAUGCAGACUCACACUACAUGCUGAACGCCAUCCCUUAUCUGGGUAAGGGCAGCACGCCAUCGGACCGGCUUCAAGGGGAGUACUUCACCACGACGCUCACUGAGGCAUACCACUUCACCGGCCGCACUGUCACCACGGAUAACUGGUUCACCUCCAUUCCUCUGGUGGACAAGCUGCAGGAGAAGGGGCUGCACCUGGUGGGGACGUGCGGGGUGAAGAAGGAACUACCAGCAGAGCUCCUCAAAAUGAAGAUGGCGAAUAAGGAAUCUUUGGCAGUCUAUAACCAUGCCAGAGACCUCACACUUCAGUGCACCCAAGUCAAGCCUACCAAGCGCCUGCAGCUCCUGUCAACCAUCCACCACGAACCCACCAUCAUCGAGGGACACAAGACAGACAUCGUAAUGUUUUACAACGCGACCAAGGGCGGUGUUGACACAUUCGACCAGUUGUGUGCCGCUACAGACACCGCCCGCAAGACCAACAGAUGGCCAGUCUGCUUGUUUUAUGGGAUGAUAAACAUCGCGCUUGUUAAUUCAUUCAUUGUGUGGCAGGCCAAGCAUCCAGACAUGAAAAUGACCAGGAGGCAGUACACGAAGAUUCUGGCAGAGAAGCUGUGCAGGCCAUCUGCGGUGCGGCGCCUUGGUAUCCCAAGACUGAGCAUCAGCCUCCGUAGCCUCAUACGUAACACUUUCAAUGUCCCACCUGAGGAGAGGCCAGCAACACAGCAAAAGAAAACUGAGAAGAGGCAGCGGUGCUUCCUCUGCCCCACCAGAGAGCAGGGACGAACCCGGGUCUGCUGCAGUGGAUGUGGGAAGUCCGUGUGUGCAUCCCACUACUCUGUCUUCUGCCCCUCCUGUUGCUAGGCGUGGAUUUUGCAGAGAACAGGUUGUCUCGCGCCCGUCGUGUGGUGGAAAAUGCUUUCAGUCUCCUGCAGUCACGAUUUAGAGUCUUCGGCACUACCGUGCUACAACGACCUGCAGUUGUCAAAAUUGUCACCAUGUGUGGGUGUGUGAUGCACAACCUGAUAUUGGACCGCUACUCAAAUUUUCAUCCCCAAGAAGUCGACUGCGAAGAUGGUGACCAUAACGUGAUUGAUGGAUCGUGGAGGAACAUACCAAAUCUGAUGCAACGCCUCCAAACUCGACGGGGAACAAAUCCAACGAGAGAAGCAAAGGCCGUCCGAGACUACCUGGCUUUGUACUAUGCAUCAGAAGCAGGCGCAGUUCCCUGGCAAGAAAGGAUGGUAUAUCCAAGAGGACGACCAGCAGACGAACAAAGGAUGGA